AGGCGGCGGCAGCAGCUGUGGCGGCGGCUGAGGCAGGCGUGGGGACGAGGCUGUCGGCAGCCGAGCCGGGCCGGGCCAGGCCGGAGGAAGAUGCUGCCGGCCACGCUGCCCCUCCUGGGGAUGCCCCUGCCCGGGGAAGGGGCGGGAGUGGCCGACGGGGCCGCCGGAGAGCCCGUCCUGCCCCCUGCGGGCUUGGCGCUGUUGCGCUGGCAGUGGCACGAGGUGGAGGCGCCCUACCUGGUGGCUGUGUGGAUCCUGGUGGCCAGCUUGGCCAAGAUCGUCUUCCACCUCUCCCGGAAAGUGACUUCUGUUGUCCCUGAGAGUUGCCUGCUGAUCUUGCUGGGUUUGGUGCUGGGGGGCAUUGUCCUGGCUGUGGCCAAGAAAGCAGAGUACCAGCUGGAGCCAGGCACCUUCUUUCUCUUCCUCCUCCCUCCUAUUGUACUUGACUCGGGCUACUUCAUGCCCAGCCGGCUCUUCUUUGACAACCUGGGAGCCAUUCUCACCUACGCCGUGGUGGGCACACUGUGGAACUCUUUUACUACAGGAGCUGCCCUUUGGGGCGUCCGGCAGGCUGGGCUGAUGGCUCCCACUGUCCAAGCUGGCUUGCUUGACUUUCUGCUCUUUGGAAGCCUGAUCUCUGCUGUGGACCCUGUGGCUGUCCUGGCUGUCUUUGAGGAGGUGCAUGUCAACGAGACCCUCUUCAUCAUAGUAUUUGGCGAGUCGCUGCUCAACGAUGCGGUCACAGUGGUGCUGUAUAAGGUGUUUAACUCUUUUGUGGAGAUGGGCUCAGUCAAUGUUCAGGCUAUUGACUAUGUGAAAGGAGUCGCCUCCCUCUUUGUGGUCAGUCUGGGCGGGGCAGCCGUGGGCUUAGUUUUUGCCUUCCUCCUGGCCCUGACCACACGUUUCACCAAGCGGGUCCGUAUCAUCGAGCCUCUGCUGGUCUUCCUCUUGGCCUACGCUGCUUACCUCACAGCGGAGAUGGCCUCGCUCUCCGCCAUCCUUGCGGUGACAAUGUGUGGUGUGGGCUGUAAGAAGUAUGUGGAGGCUAACAUCUCACACAAGUCCCGUACGGCCGUCAAGUACACCAUGAAGACGCUAGCCAGCUGUGCCGAGACGGUCAUCUUUAUGUUGCUUGGCAUCUCCGCUGUUGACUCCUCUAAGUGGGCCUGGGACACUGGGCUGGUUCUUGGUACCCUGUUCUUCAUCCUGCUCUUCCGUGCCCUCGGUACUGCGUAUAGUCUGCAGACAUGGGCGCUGAACCAGUUCCGGCUGGUCCCUCUGGACAAGAUAGACCAGGUGGUGAUGUCCUACGGGGGCCUGCGAGGGGCUGUUGCCUUCGCUCUCGUCAUCCUUCUGGAUAAGACCAAGGUCCCCGCCAAGGAUUACUUUGUGGCAACGACCAUCGUGGUAGUCUUCUUCACCGUAAUCGUGCAGGGUCUAACCAUAAAGCCUCUCGUCAAGUGGCUAAACGUGAAACGAAGUGACCACCAUAAGCCCACCUUGAACCAGGAGCUUCAUGAACAUACCUUUGAUCAUUUGGCAGCUGUAGAAGAUGUAGUUGCACAUGGCUAUCACUACUGGGGGACAGAACCCAGAUAUAUCCUCCUCUCAAGGUGGGAACAAUUUGACAAGAAAUACCUGAGUCAACUGCUGAUGCGAAAGUCUGCCUACCGAAUCCGGGACCAGAUCUGGGAUGUGUACUAUAAACUCAAUAUCCGAGAUGCCAUCAGUUUUGUGGACCAGGGAGGCCAUGUCUUAUCCUCAGCGGGGCUCACACUACCCCCUCCAUGCCUAACCGUAAUUCCUGCAGCGGAGACCUCUGUCACCAACCUGCUGCGGGAGAGUGGCAGCGGCGCCUGCCUGGAUCUACAGGUGAUCGACACAGUUCGAAGUGGCAGGGACCGGGAGGAUGCCAUCAUGAACCAUCUGCUCAGUGGAGGCCUGUACAAACCCCGUCGGAGGUACAAGGCUAGCUGCAGUCGUCAUUUCAUCUCAGAGGAUGCCCAGGCCCGGCAGGACAAGGAAGUAUUUCAGCAGAACAUGAAGCGGAGACUGGAGUCCUUCAAGUCGACCAAGCACAAUGUGUGUCUCUCUAAGAACAAGCUGCGGCUCCGGAAGGCUGGCCGGAAGAAGAAGGAUGGUUCAGCAGACAAAGACACUCCUAAUGGGAAACCUCACCGAGCCUCGAACUUACCGGACACAGCUGCAGUGAUCUUAGGAGUGGAGUCCGAAGAGGAAGAAGAAAGUGACAGCUCAGAGUCAGAGAAAGAGGAUGAUGAAGGCAUUGUCUUUGUGGCCCGGGCCACCAGUGAGGUUUUCCAAGAACACAAGGUGCCAGGAUCUAUGGAGGUGUGCCCCAAGCCCUGCGAAAUCAUCCCCCCUUCGCCAACCUGUGCUGAGAAGGAGCUGCCCUGAAGAGUGGGCAGGGGGGACCUGGCAGUGUAUGUGUCAUCGGAGACCACCAAGAUUGUGCCUCUGGACAUGCAGACCGGUUGGAAUCAGAGCAUCUCAUCCCUGGAGAGCCUGGCAUCUCCACCCUGUGCCCAGGCCGCCCUGAGAGCAGCCCGCCCUCUGGCCCUGCGCCCCGCCCCGGGCGGCGAGCUCCGGGACCCGCUGGCUGCCCUCGUUACUCCAUCACCUGACCCCCAUGCUGGCUUCACCUUCACCCCGAGUCUUGCCAAGGCAGGCCGCUCGCGGAGUGAGAGCAGCGCAGAUGCCCCCGAGCAGCAGGAACUGCAGCCGCUCAUGGCUCCAGAGGACACGGGUGCCUCAGUCCCAGGCGCUGCCAAUGCCCGGUGGCUUAUCCAGUUCAACAGAGUGGUAGUCUGUAGCCUUGAGACCUGAGGGGCUGGGGAGCGGGGGUUUGAGGGAAGGGAGGGAAGGACGGAAAGAAGGAAGAAAACGAGAGAGUACCUGUAUGGUGUUUAGAGAAUGUACUUGGCAGGGGCAAGGUCACUGGCUGACUUGGGCUGGAGUACCAGUCACCCCCAGAGGUGCGGAGGCAGAGGCGACCCUCCUCGACCACCUCAACCCUCACCUUCUUCUUCACAAUUCCAGAUGAAGAAGAGAACAAGGAGCUGAAAGCUGAGGUGCUUGGGGCCCUUGGGUGAUUGAUUGGAUCUUUCCUUCCACGUUUCUCUUGGGGCAGUCCCUUAACACCAGCCCUGCUCAGAGGGCUGAUCCUCACCCCAGCUGCCCUUUGCUUCUGAUCCUUUCCUCCUGGGUUACCAGCCCUCUACCCCCAGCCCCCCCUUAGACUGAGGGAACCCUUGAAGAACCCCCUUCCCAACUCUGAGCCAGGUUGGGAAGGAUCAGAGGUUGGCCUGGGAAUCCCCUGAGCCCCCUGCCGGUUGGGGUGUCUCAGCAUUGGGAACCUGAGGCUUCAUCUGCCCACUCUCACUUCCCCUUCCCCCACUGCU
Molecule: messenger RNA, 3419 nt
Organism: Dromiciops gliroides (monito del monte)
Lineage: Eukaryota; Metazoa; Chordata; Mammalia; Microbiotheria; Microbiotheriidae
Gene: SLC9A5
Product: solute carrier family 9 member A5
Biological process (GO): regulation of pH; sodium ion transport; proton transmembrane transport
Cellular component (GO): membrane
Molecular function (GO): sodium:proton antiporter activity
Source: RefSeq, a predicted model, not a curated record